GCAGCAGGGACAGGGAGGGAUAGGGAGAGAGAGACGUGAGAGAGUCGAGUCUAGUCACGACCGAGACGCGGCCGUGUCCUGUUAGUCUUGCGCCAACAGCCCGACCGAGUGGUACUACCCCACCCACUCUCUCUUUUCUUCUAUUCUCUUCUCUCUCUGAUUUGAUUUCAUUUCAUUUUGUAGAUUUUUAUUUCCAGUCGUAUUUGUUUUCUAUUUUUUAAAUCGUUUUCUUUCUUUUACGGGGUGCGUGCGACUUUUGUUUUGUUGUUUCUGUGUCAAAUCGGGGCCGGUCGUUUUGUGCUCCGCUGCGCUGCGCGUUUGUCUUUUAUUUUGGGCCGUUUCUCUCUGUGUGUGUGUGUCGGUGGUUCGGUUCGCACGCGACCAAUUCGGGACAAUUGCAAAAAAAAGAAGAUCGUCGUCGUGGAUCAUUGGGCCCGGAAUUGAUUGCAGCAUCCGACAGUUACGACACACGUGUGUCUCUGUGUGUGCGGAGGGGUGCCGAUGAGUCAGUUGGUGUGAGCCCCGUCCAUCCAGUUGUUGCCACACACACAGCACCACAGACAGGUGGGCAAGAAAUGACGCUCACCUCCGCCCAAGACAAAACCCCAACAACCGACACACAAACGCCCAAAUAGGAAACACUAAAACGACCGGCCCGGCCAUCCGAUCGGCCAUCCUUCCAUCGGAAAAAGUUAAAAGUAAGAACAAGUUUAAAAUUAAAAAACAAAUAAAAACGUGAGAAAAUGGCGAAAUCGUCGUCGUCGUCGAUGGAAAUGCAUUUCCGCUCGUCGCUUCGUGACGCGGCCAACAACAAGUCGCCGCCGUGCAAACUCCACCGCGGAUGCAGUGGCCACCUGCACGGCCAAGGAGUUUUAAAGGUCAAAUCCAAAGUUGAUCCGCCGCCCUGCCACAGGAGCCUGGCCGCCGCCAGAGACUCGAGAUCGUCCAGCCGUUCGCCCGUCUGUUACGACAGGGGAGUCGUCCCAGGCUACGACCUGCACCGCGGCUACAACAACCACCACAGCAGCCGGGAGACGGACGGCGGCGGCCGAAUGUCGUCCAAUUCCUACGCAUACAACAACCACAACAACAGCAGCAGCCGGGAGACGGACGACAGUUGCUACAACAGCAGCAGCGACGUCGAGUCGUCGCCCGUCAGGAAAAAGUCGAUGCUGGGACUGGGCAAAGUCCUGCCGGCCCCGGCCUCGGCCGAAUGCAAAUCGAUCCUGCCUCCGCGCUCACCGCCCAAAUUCCUGGCCUUUUCCAACCGCUCCCUGUCGUCGUCGACUUGCUCGUCGGACCAGUCGUCGUCGUCCAGGUACUCGGGCAGCACUCCCUCGCCCGGCAUCUACGACUACCCGUCGUACAGCAACCCGCUGCAGUGGCCGUUGGCUGCGGCCGCCUCGUCCGGCCUCUACCUGGAGGAGGUGAGCGAAGAACUGGACGACGACCUUGACCAAUGGUCGGACCACCAGCACAACAACAACAACAACAACAGGCGGCCGAGUCCUAGUCCGAGCCCGUGCUCCACUUUGGCCUCGUCCACUUACGAGUCUUCAAUAGAUCAAGGCCGUCGACUGGCAAUGUCACCGCACCAGCUGAGACACUCGACCCCCAAUCGGUCGCCAUACACGGAGAGAAAUCGCCCGUCCAAUUCCAGCAGCAACGGCCCAGCAACCACCACCACUAAGAAGGUGACGCCGUCAACGCUAAGGAGGUCGACCCUUAACAACAACAACAACAACAAUGGAUCGCACAACAAAGGAGUAACCAGCAGCAACGGCCUGGACAACGGCGUCGGUGGGAAGAAAAAAUCAGCCGAGAGAAUCGCAGCGACGCCGUUGAUGAAGAACAAACGGGUGGCCGAUUUGGCCAAAAGUGGCGGCCAGUCGUCGCCAUCGUCGAGAUGCUCGUCUCCUUCGCUGUCGCGACAAAACUCGGCCGGCAGCUCGUCCAGGAGUUCCUUGGUCAGCCAAAGGUCAACCCUGGACACUCUGCCGAAACGGCCGUCAUCGCUGACGGCGUCUGGCAAUCAGAAACAGCGGACGACGGUGGCGGCCAAACCCAAAUCUUCUUCAUCUUCGUCUGCGGCCAUUAAGAAAACGGGCGGCCCAAAUCGAAAUUCGGGAUCCAGCCAACAGCCGCCCACUCCCCAAGCCCAAAAGGAAGAGGAAUCGAAUGAGUCUGACCAGGAGGCCAAAUCGGAUGACGAAUUGACCAAAGAGAAGGAAUGGAUCGAGUCCGGCAGAGUUUGGCUCCAGCACAAGGACGGAUUCACCUCGGCCCGGCUCCAUCCCAUCGGCAACGGCGAGGAACCGGUCGAAGAGGAGGGACGGGUCCGGCUCAAGUUGGACGCCACCGGCGAACUCGUGUCGGUCGACGAGGACGAGGUCGUCAAAGCCAAUCCGCCGCAGUUCGACCUGGCCGAAGAUUUGGCCCAGCUGCGACACCUCAACGAGGCCUCGCUCCUCCACACGCUGCGCUGCCGCUACGCCGCCAGUUUACCGCACACCUACGCCGGCCAAAGUCUCGUUGUCAUCAAUCCCGUCACACCUCUGGCCGUCUACUCUGAACGGAUGAUCCAGCUGUUCCGCGGAUGCAAAGCCGAGGACAUGCCGCCGCACAUUUACUCGUCGGCCCAGUCGGCCUACCGUUCCAUGUUGGCCACUCGCUGCGACCAAUCGCUCAUCUUUGUCGGGCGCAGCGGGUCCGGCAAGUCGCACAACUUCCGCAAUUCCCUCCACUACCUCUGCCUGGCCGCCGGCUGCCCGUCCAAAAUCAUCACCGUCGAAAAGCUCAACUCCAUUUUCCUACUGCUGGAAGCCUUCGGCAACUGCCGCACGGCCCUCAACACCAACGCCACCCGAUUCACCAACAUCUUUUCCCUGGACUUUGACCAGUCGGGACAAAUUGCGGCCGCAUCCAUCCAGGUGCUGAUGCCGGAGCGGGAGCGAGUCACACGCCGGCCCGAUGGCGAACCUUCGUUCAACGUCUUUUACGAGCUGGUGGCCGGCGCCACGGGCGAGCUCAGACGCUACUUGCAGCUGGACAGCGUCAGCGGUGGCGGAGGGCCUAACGCCGAGCCGUGCGCCUACAUGACGCCGCUGCAGUCGGCCGAAGAUCGCCAAAAGGCGGCCGUCAGUUACGCCCGUCUCGUCGCAGCUCUGGAAUCUUUGGGCGUCGCCGAAACCGAUAGUCGAUGCAUCUGGUCCAUCUUGGCUGCCAUCUACCAUCUGGGUGUGGCCGGAGCCAUGCGAGGUGUUAGCAACAACAAGAUCGUUUUCGCCCGACCGGCUGCCGCCCAGCGGGCCGCCAUCCUUUUGGGAAUCGGAUCCCUGGAAGAACUGGCCCAGUUGGCCUUUUACGCCACGCCCGUCCAGGGCGCCAUGAUGAACGGCCGCUCGUCUUUCCGCACAGGCUCGCCCGUCCACAACGCCGACGGCGCCAAAUUGUCGAUGGCCGACAAACACCUGGAUCCGUCCGAGGCCCUGGAAGGUUUCGCCCAGGGUCUCUACGUCGAGGCCUUUAGCGCUUUGGUGGCCCUCAUCAACCGGUCCAUCUCGUCGACGGCGCGGACCAUCAGCUCCAUCGUGGCCGUCGACACUCCUGGAUUCCAGAAUCCGGCCACCACCACCACCUCGACAACGUCGUCGAAGGCGGCCACUUUCCAGGACCUGUGCCACAACUACACGCAGGAGCGCCUGCAGCUGCUCUUCCACGACACGCACAUCACGGCCCAGCUCAACCGCUACGCUCAAGAGCACAUCGACAUCACCCUGGAAGGCGGAACCGGAGAGGAGGAAAUGCCCUCGCCCGAGCCGCUGGUCGACCUCCUGGACAGGGCGCCGCAGAGCGCCGUCGCCCGCGCCCAAUCGGCCACCAAUUUGCGCGACGUUGAGCGACGAGGUUUCCUCUGGCUCCUGGACGACGAGGCCCUGGUCAGCACCACCAGCGAAGACGAACUGCUGGACAAACUGUCGGCCAUGUACAACGACCGGGUCUUUGAGAAACUCUUUACUCGGCCGGAAGGGACCGACUCCCGGAAGCAGUUGAUGAUCCACCACGGCCAGGGGACCAACAGCGUCCUGUACGACCUGGACGGCUGGCUGAAAUCGGCCCGCGAGAUGCCGACCACCCGCAACGCGGCCCUGGCCCUGACGGAGUCGACCAAGGAGGAAAUGGCGUCGCUGUUCCGCUCGUGUCGCGGCCCUCUGCCGACGACGGUCAGCGGCUCGGUGGCCGGCAUCGAAGGAAGCCAGUCACUGCGCAGGGCGUCGAGCAUCCGACGCACUUUCACCUCCGGCACGGCCGGCAUCAAGCGCAAAUCGCUGGCCCUCCAGUUGAAGUUUCAAGUGGACGGGCUGAUUGAGACGUUGCGACGGACCAAGGCUCGUUUCGUUUAUUGCUUUAUCCCCAACCACCGGGCCGGUUUGGUGGACCUGAGUUCAUCGACUUUCUCCGCCAACGACGACUCCCUUCAAGUGCCUCUGCUCCGCUCCCAGCUGCGCGGAUCUGAAUUGCUUCCAGCUAUCCGGUUGUACAGACAAGGCUAUCCGGAUUACAUGCCGCUUGGCGAAUUUGUUCGCCGCUUCAACGUGUUGGUGCCACCGGACGCAUUACCGGCCUCCCUCCUGACUGGACUCAACAGCUCGACGGCCAGCGAGAAACAAGCGGCCGAGAUUCUUUUGCUUCACAUCGACAUGGAACGUUCGUCUUACCGUCUCGGCCUCAGUCAGGUUUUCUUCCGGCCGGGUGUCUUGUCUCAACUGGAAGACCAGCGGGACGAGAAAAUCACGAACCGCGUCAUCAAAUUCCAGGCCCAAUGUCGCGGCUUCCUGGCCCGCAAACGCCUCAGCAAACUCAAGGUGCAAGAUGUUGCCAUCCGCUGCAUCCAGCGCAACGUGCGCAAACUGCAGGCCGUCCGAGUGUGGCCGUGGUGGCGCCUGAUGCUCCGCUUGUCUCCUCUGCUCAACGUUCACCGGACCGAAGAGGAGCUCAAAGCGAGAACGGAGGAAGCCGAGAGUCUGCGCAGUAGAGUCACCGCUCUUGAAAAAGAGCGAGCCGAUCUCAAAUACGUCGCCGAUCGACUUGAAACCAAGGUCAGCGAAUUGACUGCCGACUUGGCCGAGGAACACUCGACCGCAAUCUUGGCCACGGAACGUCUCGAAGCCGAAACGGCCCAACGGAUGAAGCUGGACAAGGAUUUCAGCGAGUUGGAAGCGAAAUUCCGCAAACUGUCUGGCGACCACGAGAAGAUGGAAAUGGAAGUGUUGCUGAACCGGUCGGCCGGCCUCAACGGCAGCGGCGGCGGUGGCAGCGAGUACAACAUGAUGAUGAGCGGAGCUGAAGACGACGAUGAGGAAGAUGACGGGCAGCCCAACGUGUUCCGUCAAAAGUGCGAGCGUCUGUCGCGGGAGUUGGAGCUGGCCAAGCAGCGACUGGCCCAGCAGCACGAGGACGACCUGGAGCAGACGGUGACGCUCAAGAAGCAGCUGGAGAAGAAACUCAACGACGCCUACGAGGAGGUGGAGGAGCAGCGCCAGGUGGUGGCCCAGUGGAAGCGCAAGUCGCAGCGGCUGGCCGCCGAGCUGAGCGACACGCGGCUCCUGCACGAAGACCAGACCAACCGCAACGCCGUCCUCGAGAAGAAGCAGCGCAAGUUCGACACGGAGUUGCAGCUCCUGCACGACGAGCUGCGUCAGGAGCGGGGCAACAAGGAGCGGGCCAUGAGGGAUCGCGACGCCGCCAUCACCGACAAACUCACCUCCGAACAGACACUCCAGAGUGUGCAGCUCGAUUUGGAGAUGAGGGGCGAACGGCUGGCAGCCCUCACCAAGGAAUUGGACGAAAUGACGACAGAAGGUCGAUCCGAUGCUGACAUGACCGCCCUCAGAAGAGCCAAACACGAACUCGAGAUGAAAGUCAAAGAUCAGGAGGAGGAACUUGACGAAUUGGCUGGCCAAGUCCAGUUGCUGGAGUCUGCCAGGCUGCGACUUGAAAUGGCCAUGGAGCAGAUGAGGAAGGAGAACAAGAAGGAGCUGGCCCAGAGGGAGGAGGAGAUGGAGGACACUCGCUGCAGUGCCCAGAAGAAAGUCAAAGCGUUGGAGGCCCAGUUGGAGAGUGAACAUGAGGAGAGAACACUACUGGUCAGGGAGAAGCACGAACUGGAACGCCAGCUGCUCUCCAUGGCCCAGCACGCGGCUCACGCAGCCGACGACGACACGAUCCACAAGCUGAAACGCGACCUGAAACGCACCAAAGCCUUGCUGAAAGACGCCCACAGCCAAUUGGAACGCUGCAGAUCCGAGACGCCCAGCAAAGUCCUGCUGAGGCAGUUGAAAAAUCAGCUGGAAGACUCGGAAUUCGCCCGCACGGCCGCAGUCAAGGGUCGCCAACACGCCGAGCAGGAAUUGCUCGAGGCCCAGCAGCAGCUGGACGAAGCGUUGAGACUGCGCGGUGAAACGGAAGACAAGUACUUGAGCUGCAACAGGGAGCGCAGCAAUUAUCAGAGUCAAGUGGAUGAUUUAGAAGUGGAGUUGAACGAAGUGAUGCGCAAGUACAAAGCUGCCGUGGCUCAACUCAGCGUUGACCAAAUCACCCUUCAGGAUCAGACUGCUCAACUGAUGACCCUGGAACACGAGAAAUCCACACUCAAGGAACAGGUGGCCGAACUGAGCGCCCGACUCGAGUGCCUGGAGAUUGACACAAAGUCGGUCCAUACCCAGAAACGUAUGGAAUUGAAAGUCAAGGAACUGGAAUCGAGAGUCGAACUGGAGCAGACGUCCAAGUCACGAUUGGAGACGCAAGUGUCACGACUGAAGGAGAUGUUGGAUAAGAGCAACCUGGAAUUGGAUUCGCUGCGCUGCAAGGAGCAACUGUCGCAGGAGAGUAGCAAACGCCUGCAGCGGCAGUUGCGUGACGUUCGCGAGGAGUUGACGGGGUCGGAGCAGAGAGACGCCGACACGUCGCAGCAAUUGCGGGAAUUUGAGCAACGCAUCGAACUGCUGGAAUCGGAGAACGCCACGCUGGUCAAGGAUUUGUCGCUGGCCCUGCGCCGCAUCGAAGACCUCCAGGUCGCCAUGCAAGGCGAAAUGGACACUUCCGAUUCGGAUCAAGACCCCCAUUCUGUCGACAGCGACAGCGAUGACGAUUCAGACACGUCGUUCCACACAUUCCUCAGUCAACGCAAGUACGGCAGUACUUCCGGUGUCAGUUCGGCCUCGGAUGCCCGCCGCCAGUCGCCUACAGGUCUCGACAGUCCGUCCAGUAGUCGCGUUGAUUUGACGUCGUCGCUAGAUAAACCAGAAGACGAAUCUGUGGCGUAAACAAAUGGGAAAAAGAGCGUCGCAUCGGCCACAUUUACCCGUAUAAUAUAAUAAUUAUAAUAUUAUGGAAUAAUUUAGUUAUUUACUUUCCCUCCUUGUUUCCCCCCCUCCUCACUAUCCUUUCCACCUUAACUGCCUUUUUUCAACUAGCGUCACUACGUGUGUAUAUAUAAUUAAUUAAUUAUCGAUGGGACAACUCGUUCUUCUCUUUAUCCACCAUCCGCCUUGAUUAGCUUCAUCGUUGAUAGAUUAACCUUGUUGGUCUUGUCGCCAUUUUCUCUUCUAAUUUUUCCCUCCCUUUAUUUUUGUUUCCUCUUGCACCUUUGUUGCUCCAGUAUUCAGUUAUUAUUAUUAUUCAUUAUUCAACCAGCUGCCAAUCAGCAAUUCUGCCCCUUUCCUUCCCUAACCCAACACUUAUGAUUAUUUGAUCCGUGUAUGAUAGACAGACUUGCUCAUACAAAACAAAUUAAUAUAACGAAAUCCCCCAACCCCAAUCCCCCACCCCAUACAAAAGUAAGAAAAUAAAUCCCGAUUUUUUCUUUUAUACCCUCUUGUUGUUUCAACGGUACCAAGAAAAAGAAAUACAAACCAAUCUAAUAUUUGA
Daphnia pulex (common water flea) is the source of this 7929-nucleotide messenger RNA. It is a transcript of the gene Mhcl, whose product is annotated as unconventional myosin-XVIIIa-like. NCBI's taxonomy places the organism in Eukaryota, Metazoa, Arthropoda, Branchiopoda, Diplostraca, Daphniidae. Gene Ontology annotation, cellular component: myosin complex. The transcript has 19 exons. Gene Ontology annotation, molecular function: ATP binding; protein binding; cytoskeletal motor activity. Bases 744 to 7325 code for a protein of 2193 amino acids. The record is from RefSeq and is a predicted model, not a curated record.